UCUCCAGUGCGGAAUAAUACGCGCGAUUACAAGCGGAGAGGCGAAAAGCUCUGUAGACGCGGCCAAGAUGUUGUUGGAGAAGCACGAUCUCGCCGUAGACUCGAAGACGGUCAGGAACCCAUUACGAUCCGCGGGGCUGACCGCCGUGCAUCAGCCCAAGAAACCCAGGCUCUCAUCGAAAAACAUCCGAGAUCGUCUAGACUUCGCGCGGGCGCAUGCCGAGUGGACGCUGGAGGACUGGAAGCGGGUGAUUUGGUCUGACAAGACGAAGAUAAACCGCUACUGCUCCGACGGACGUGUUUAAGGACCAUGUGUGGUACUACUUUGGU
Closterium sp. NIES-67 is the source of this 329-nucleotide messenger RNA. The record is from the annotation of a GenBank genome assembly. Lineage: Eukaryota; Viridiplantae; Streptophyta; Zygnematophyceae; Desmidiales; Closteriaceae.